This is a messenger RNA of Penicillium alfredii, 1500 nucleotides long. RefSeq lists its product as uncharacterized. The transcript is spliced from 2 exons. Bases 1 to 1500 code for a protein of 499 amino acids. NCBI's taxonomy places the organism in Eukaryota, Fungi, Ascomycota, Eurotiomycetes, Eurotiales, Aspergillaceae. Gene Ontology annotation, biological process: transcription elongation by RNA polymerase II. Gene Ontology annotation, cellular component: Cdc73/Paf1 complex. Gene Ontology annotation, molecular function: chromatin binding; RNA polymerase II complex binding. The record is from RefSeq and is a predicted model, not a curated record.
AUGUCUUCCAGAUCGAAAGAGGGACAGUCCUCCGGGACUUUCCACCAGGAUUAUAUUGCGUCACUGCGCUAUCGCAAUGACCUGCCUCCGCCGGACAUGCCCCCGAAGUUCCUUGAUAUUCCUCACGCGGGCUUGAGUCGUUUUCUCACCCCAGGUUUCGCGUCAAAUCUGGCGCGCCGUGAGGAGCCGAACAUUGAUGUUGACGCUGAGGGUGGCAUGCCAAUUGACCUUGUCGGUCUUCCGGGUCUGCAUCUGGGCGAUGAGAGUGCUAUCAUGGCCCCCGAGAACCCACAACCCAUCGAUCCUGCUGAUCUGCCGCUUCUGAUGACCAUUGACCAGCUCCGCAACCCAGCGCCGAAGAACGCCAAUGUCAGCUUCCUGCGGCGUACGCAGCAUAUAGCUGUCGAUCGCAGUGCUCUUGAAGGAACCAAGGCUACCACUACAGGGAGCAAAACACAAGCGCGCCCGACGAAAAAAGGCAAGGUGUCGGUGGAUGACCCAAAGCAUAUUAAGAAAUUCAUCCAGAAAGGAUUCGAUAUUGCCUACCCCCAGAGCAAGCACACUGGAGAAGACACAGAGAGCCGCAUUCGAGGUCUCCCUCCAACCAAGGCCGAGACCGACGCCUGGGCCAAGCCAGUGCACCCCGACAACCCCAAGCUGAAACCGGUCGGCUUCUUUCCGGUGCUGCCUGAUCUCCAAGGGUUUCCGGACCCGGGAGGUUAUGUACAAUUCAAGUUUGAUAAAGCACCCGUGGCCGCUCUUUCAGGCAAACGUGAUAAGCGCAUGGAAGUAGCUCUACUCCACCCCUCGGCGCCUGAAGACCGCAUUUGUCAGGACCACGCCUCCAAGGCGGCGCUUCACAAGACCAACCCCCGUCUCUACCCUGACCCAGGCCCCAUUCCCUGGGAUUACGAGCUGUUUUUGCCCGAGAAACCUGAAGGGGCCAAGAACAUCCGCACAAGCAUGAGCAUGACCGACUCAGACCGGGACAACGCAGAUCUCUACACGCACGAGGGAUCAGAAGGCAACAAGUUCCACCGCUACGACCGAGCGCGCACCUACGCCACUAGCGCCCAGACUCUCAGUGCUGACCAGAAGCAACGAGAUAUCGCGCUGACGCUUUUCAAGCCCGCCGAGGGUGAGAGCAAACAGCAAGGCGCUUACUAUUACCCCAUCCUCGGCAAGACUCGUCUCAAGCCGGAGCGUGCUCGGACAAUCGCUCAGGCAGGCUUGGCUCCCACUGCAUCUCAGGCCAAGGAAGACCAGAUCGACCAGAUGCAGGUGGUGGUUCGGGACCCUGACGAGGCUGAAAUCUACAAGCGUUUUUUGCACCGUGCCAACAUCGACCCCAAGUUUGCACAGACUCUUCCUCCGCCACCUGAGCCCACUGCUGAGGAAGAUCAGGGCUCUCCAGAGGCAGAGCAACCGGCCGACAAUGAGGAGCCCGAGAAGGCCGCUUCCCCUGGGGCCGAUGAGGAUACUCGGAUGAGUGACGAGUAG